Messenger RNA from Caenorhabditis sp. 36 PRJEB53466, 931 nucleotides. The record is from the annotation of a GenBank genome assembly. NCBI's taxonomy places the organism in Eukaryota, Metazoa, Nematoda, Chromadorea, Rhabditida, Rhabditidae.
AUGAUCUUCAAUGACAUCAACUCUUUCUACGAUGAGAAGAUCGGAGAGCUCGCCGAGUUCAAGGGAUACGAGCAGAUCGCCUGGAAUGCCAUGAUCCCAACAACCCGCCCGUCUUCUGGAUCUUCUUUCCCUCUUGGCGCAACAAGAGACAGGCUGAGUGCAACUGCGGAGCUCAAUCCCGCGGAUGCCCAGCUGGACCACCAGGACCACCAGGACAGCCAGGAGCUAAGGGAGAGUCAGGACUUCCAGGAAUUGCUGGGCAACCGGGAUCUGGAGCCAGAAUCAACCCAGCCACCGGCAAACCAGGAUUCUGCAUCACUUGCCCUGCUGGAGCACCAGGACCAGCUGGACCACCAGGACAGCCAGGACCAAAGGGAGUCAACGGACAGCCAGGAGCACCAGCUCCGUCCGGAGGACGUGGACCACCAGGACCACCAGGACCAGCCGGAGAUGCCGGAGCCCCAGGAAACCCAGGAGCACCAGGAGGCCCAGGACAACCAGGACGUGGAGGACAACGCAGCCGUGGAACUCCAGGAGCUGCUGGAAGACCAGGACCACAAGGACCAGCUGGAGCCCCAGGACAGCCAGGACAGUCGGGAGGAGCCGGAACUCCUGGACCACAGGGACCGCCAGGACCAGCAGGACAGCCAGGACAGCGCGGAGGAGAUGGACAACCGGGAGCCCCAGGAAACGCAGGAGCACCAGGAGGAGAUGCCGGUUAGUUGCCAAUCUUUUUCAGCAUCAUGUAUCUUCUAUCAUUCCAGCGUACUGUCCAUGCCCAGCUCGUUCUUCGGUCAUCGCCGCCCGUGCUGCCGUCAACCGCAACGUGGCUCGCAAUCGCGUCGUGGCUCGCAACCGCAUCGCCGCUCGCCGCCGUGUCGCUGUUCAGCGCAGAGUUCGUGUCCACGCUCAAGCCGCUGCUGCCGCCUAA